Messenger RNA from Coregonus clupeaformis (lake whitefish), 3390 nucleotides. Its product is annotated as beta-1,4-glucuronyltransferase 1. The record is from RefSeq and is a predicted model, not a curated record. NCBI's taxonomy places the organism in Eukaryota, Metazoa, Chordata, Actinopteri, Salmoniformes, Salmonidae. Gene Ontology annotation, molecular function: glucuronosyltransferase activity.
GGUGUCUGUCUUUAUUCCUUAAUCCAACAUAUCAUACAGAAACAGAUACUGUUAGUUGAAGUACUGUUCACUCUCGCUAGCUACAUUAUGCCACUACUAUCCCUGAGAAAGGAAAAUAUUUGUCGACGAGGAUGGGAUUCGAACCCACGCGUGCAGAGCACAAUGGAUUAGCAGUCCAUCGCCUUAACCACUCGGCCACCUCGUCCUCUGAGUCAUAUCAGGUACCCAAAACACAAUUUAUCUCAAACCCAUUACAAACCACAACUUUACUGUUAUGAAUGUAUUUGGGUUAUGUUAUUCAAGAGAGCAUUUUCAUAAAAUAGCAUAUUUGAACAUGCAGUUGUUUGCUACGAACACAAUAAAUGGUCCAUAUUAUGUCAAACAAGCUAGCUACAUGCCCUUCUAUUCUAGGGUUUGUGGUAGAAAAGCGCAGACAUGCGUCACAACACCACAGGGGGGGUCGUCACUAGUUACCAUAGCCACAAAGUCAUAAACCCCGCUUUUCUACAAUUGAUCUUCUUAAAAUCUGAUUUUAAACCUAACCAUAACCUUAACCACCCUGCUAACCGUAUGCCCAACCUUAACAUCAAAUUAAAUUAAGACCAAAAAGCAAUUUUUUGUUUUCUUGAUUUUUUACGAUAUCUACCAUUCUCCAAACGUCCGAAUGUGAUGUUGUUUUGAAAUACUAUGAGAUUGACAGAACCACAUAUCAUCAAAUAUGAAGGAGGCCCAUGCAAUGAUUUCACGAUUUAAAAUGUUAUCGAAACCUGUGGCAGCACUGCGUAAUGUCAACUGCACGAGACAGUCGAGGCAAGCCCUCCCAAAAUGCCGAAAUGAGCUCCGUGUAGCUAGUUAGCUAGCUAGCCACCUAGCAGUGGUCAAUUUGAUAGCUACCUGUAGCAUAUUGCUAAAGUAUUUUGCUGUAUGUGGUGUACAUGUAGUGUUCGGAAAUGCAUUUCUAUAAGAAAUGUUCCGUGUUUAAAGUGGUGCUCGGCGCUCUGGUAAUGGUGGCACUCUUGCAACUGAACUACCUUUCCUUCCUAUCGAAACUGCACGGUAAGCAGCAGCGCUACCGAUACAGUGGGGGAAAAAAGUAUUUAGUCAGCCACCAAUUCUCUGGCAAGAAAAAUGCCCACUUGGAGAAAAACUCACGGAAAGAGCGUCUCAGGUACUCUCUGUCCACGGGGGGUAUAUUUGAUGCUAGCGGGAAAUACCGGUACAAAAACUUGAUCAAAAGCGAUUUCUCCACCAAUCAGAAGCCAGGAGCGGAUGCAAGCUUGCACCUCUUGGCCUUAGCAACGCACACAUCCAUCAACAGCUUGCAUCACCUGGACUCUUUGGUGGAACGUUGGCAGAACCCUCUCUCUGUGGCCAUAUUCGCACACGGGAAAGAUGUCAAGUUUGCCACAGCCCUGGUCUACGCCCUCAGCAUCUUCUGCCCUCAGAUCCAGGCCUUGGUGGACUUCCACUUAGUGUGCCACUCUGGGGAGAUUGCAAGUUUCCCCGAGCAGGACCGGGAGCAUUUUGCCGGUCUGGAGGACUGUGCCGCGGUGUUAGCCAGGCUGGAGACGCACAGAGACAAAUACCAGAACUACGCCAUCGGGGGUAACGUCUCCUAUCCAAACAAUCUUCUUCGGAACGUUGCCAGCGGCGUCGUGGAAGCCAACUACAUCCUGGUCAUCGACAUCGACAUGGCGCCCAGUGCCGACCUCCACCAGCAGUUCCUGGCGCUGGUCAUGAGACGUGAACCUGCCACAGACGAGGUCUUCGUCCUGCCUGCCUUCGAGAUCCGCCAUGUACACAAGAUGCCUGCCACCAAGUCAGAGCUGGUGCAGCUGUACCAGGUGGGAGAGGUGCGGCCCUUCUAUGAGGAGCUGUGCCCACGGUGCCAGGCCCCCACCAACUACUCCCAGUGGGUGAAUAGACAUAGCCAAGGCUUGGGGCCCCUGGACAAGGCCUAUACGUUAUCCUGGGUGGACCCCUGGGAGCCUUUCUACAUCGGGCCUCGCACCGUGCCCCUGUACGAGGAGAGCUUCAGGCAGUACGGCUUUAACGGCAUCACCCAGGCCUGUGAGCUCCACGUCGCGGGCUACAGAUUCUCCGUCCUCAACUCUGCCUUCGUGGUGCACAAAGGGUUCAAAGUUCAGGGCGAGUUCCACAGCAGGAAGGACGAGGAGAACCGAAGGAACCGCCUCCUGUUCCGCAGCUUCAAGGAGGGCCUAAAGACCAAGUACUCCUCCUCCCCUCGACGCUGCUGAGGAGACAAGGUGAGAACACUGGUGCCUGAUUUACACUAUAGGGUAAAACUAUGGGUUGACCUGGUUACGCAUCCACCAUAGUUGCUGGGUAGGACCAUGUGAGAACAAAAUAUCAGAGCCAGCACAGUACGGUUUGGCCCUAUAGUGUGAAUUAGCAUUGGAUCACUUCUCCCUAAGUACGGGCUAGGUGUUGAUUUGGAGUUCAGCACUCCUAUGAGUUCAAAAGACUUCUGUCCAGCAAGAAAUCAACAAAUUACUAACUGCACUACAACACAAACAUGAACUGAUCACUGGUCCUUGAAUUUCUGCUCAUUUGUCCAAGUCGUUCAACCACUAGAUGGUAAUAGACAGACACUUGAUUGCAAGGUUUUCAUAUCAACAUCAUAAUCAGCGUUACCCAUGUAUUGACAGUGAGGGUGGUCCUGUCAUUUCCAGUGCCCGCUGAAGACCACACCAUUUUUUGUAAAUAGUACAUUGUUCUAUACAAGCUGGGUUUGGUUGACACUCCCAUAGAGAGAUGUAUCUAGUGGGAAAGAGUGACAAGUGUUUUGAGUCUAACACUGCUAUGAUACCAGUGUGUUAACUGGAAAAAAGUUAGUUGUGUUUACCUGCAGGUAUAACAAAACACUGUAUGGUUAGCAUUUUUUUUUAAGUGUAAAGAGUUAUUAUUAUGAACACAUAUGUUGUUUUCUUUAAUAGGGAUGUUGACAGAGGUCACGUAUGAGCCCCUAGGUCAUGUCCCAAAUGGCACCCUAUUCCCCAUAGACUACUUGGGGAACAAUGGGGUGCCAUUUAGGACGUAGCCAUAGUCUUCAUCCUGGUUAUUUUGCGUUGUGAAAAUAUGGUACAGUAUUACUAUUUUGCGUAGCGAUGGUGACUGACUUGUUAGCCCUGUGAAGGACUAACUGCAGCACAGGAAAGCCAGAACUCUGUUCUCCAACCACUAAUUAAUAAUGUUCUUUAGUUAUUUGGGAGUGAAAAAAAAAGUAUAUAUUUUUUGUUGUUUACAUAUUAGUCAUUGUGUGAUAUUUUUCAAAUGUAUUGUUUUCUCUCCCUGACCUGAGAAUGACUUUCUCGUUUCAGUUGUGACAAACUUAUCAAACAGUAUCAAUGCUUUAUGUUUGGAUUCCUA